Molecule: messenger RNA, 2100 nt
Organism: Candidozyma pseudohaemuli
Lineage: Eukaryota; Fungi; Ascomycota; Pichiomycetes; Serinales; Metschnikowiaceae
Product: putative tubulin tyrosine ligase
Exons: 1
Coding region: 1-2100 (699 amino acids)
Biological process (GO): protein modification process
Cellular component (GO): P-body
Molecular function (GO): hydrolase activity
Source: RefSeq, a predicted model, not a curated record
AUGCAUAUUUUACUUACGAACGAUGAUGGGCCACCAGAUGACAAGACAAGCCCUUACAUUAAGUACUUCCUAGAUGAGGUACAAAAAUCAACGGACUGGAAAGUGACGAUUGUAGUCCCAAACCAACAGAGAUCGUGGAUUGGAAAAGCACAUUUUGCUGGUCGCGUGCUUGAUGUUACCUACAUCUAUACUUUACCUAGUACGGAGAGCCACGACGAGGAGAUCAACUCAUUUGAAGGCCCUUUUGCGGAGCGGAAUGAAUCCUUACGCCAAACACACCAAGAGUGGCAUCUCGUCAAUAGCACUCCAGCUGCCUGUGCCGAUUUGGGAUUACACCACUUAACAUCACAUGAUGAGCCUAUAGAUCUCGUCAUCAGUGGACCGAACUAUGGCAAGAAUUCAGGGAAUCUUUAUAUUCUUGCAAGCGGAACAGUUGGUGCCGCCAUGGAGGCAGUCACACACGGUGCGAAGGCGAUUGCCCUCUCUUACGAAUUUCGAAGUCAAGUGAAUGAUCACAAUCAGUUGAAAGAAGCUGCAAAGCUUUCACUCAAGAUUGCGAAGAAGCUUCAUGAAAACCUCACCGAAAACUUCGAAGUAGAUCUUUACAGCGUCAAUAUUCCAUUGAUCCCAUCUCUUGACUCCAAUAACACCAGUGUGAUGUAUGCGCCGAUUCAAAACAAUUGUUGGAAACUGAUUUAUGCACCUCUUGGUAAUGGAAAAUAUGGCUGGGCACCGGAUUUCAAGCAGGUUUACAAGGAUGGUCUAGUUGAUGCGAACUAUUCGGACAACAGAGUUUUACUCAAUGACAGUGUCAGUGUGACACCUCUCAAGGCUGCUUUUCAAGCGGUAGAGCCAUUAGUCGGGGAUGUGUUUCAAAAGAACUAUUCACUGCUGAAUGUGGACAGCCAUGUCCCAAGAAACAUAUUCUUGAUCACAACGUCAUCAAAUGGUUACAUAUAUGACCUUUUGGUUUCAGCUUUUAAAAAUCGAGGCUUCGAAAUUUCCAACUCGAGGCGUAUCUUGGAGGAUAUAAAAGACGAUGCGCAAUUGAAAGUAUUUCAUUAUGGCGAAUAUGAAGAGCUUGAUAUAGACUUGCUACAAUCUCAUCCGAAGCAAUACUUCAUCUCGUCGUUCAUAUAUCGCAAAGCGCUUAUAAGGAAACAUUAUCUCGCUAACACGGUGUUGCAUUAUUGCGCAAAAUUUCCAGAUUCAAUUCUCAAACGUGCUCUUCCAGAGGCAUACCUGAUUGAAGUCGAUUAUGCAGAAUUUUUGGAUGACGCUUUGGAUGAGGCGUUUGAAUUAAGACAAGAAUUGGAGACUUCAAAAAAAACAUGGAUUCUCAAACCCAGUAUGGCAGACAAAGGCCAAGGGAUUCGCUUAUUCAGAAACAUAGAAGAGCUCCAAGCAAUCUUCGAAUCGUUUGAGGAAGACGUACACGAAUCAGAUGACGAAGGUGAACAAGAAGGUAUUAUGGUUUCUCAACUUCGCCAUUUCGUGGUUCAAAAGUAUCAGGAAAAUCCACUUCUUCUUCAAUUCUAUAAUAAUCGCAAGUUUCAUUUGAGGGUUUAUGUUGUUGCGGUUGGUGAUAUAAGUGUUUUCGUUUAUGAAGAAAUUCUCACCCUCUUUGCAGAACUGACUUACACGGGCGUAUCAGAUCUCGAGGACUUGACUUCACACUUGACUAAUACCUGUCUCCAAGAAGGAAAGAACCCAUUGGUGAUUCCUUUUUGGCAAUUAUCUGAAUUGGGUUCUAGUGAGAAACACGAAAUUUUCGAUCAGGUCAAAUGCAUAACUGGCGAGCUUUUUAAGGCUGCAACGAGUGUUGAUAAAAUUAACUUUCAGCCAUUGGAAAAUGCAUUAGAAUUCUACGGGCUUGACUUUUUGGUGGACGAAGACCAUUCCGUCAAGCUUUUGGAGGUAAAUGCUUAUCCUGAUUUCAAGCAAACAGGUCAUGAGUUGAAAAACAUUAUUGAAAAGCUCAUGACUUCCAUUGCUCAUUUAUCAGCAAAACAGUUUUUUGCGGAAUCAUUGCAAGACGAGCUGAAUGUGUUGCACUUGGUUUUCAGAAAAGAUACUCAUCCUCCAAAUCAUUCUAGAUAG